AUGAGUGAGCUGGGGGAUGGCACGUUGACCGAUAAACCCCGUCUCUUCAGCCCACCUUUCCAAAAGAGUCAUGAACUGCAACACAGAUGGCCGAUCUUUGCUCCUGUCUAUGGAAGUCAGGACUCUGAUUCUCAAUCAAUCGUGUCGGAUACAUUGCAGUUGGAGCUCAACACACCUGCCAUCGACACCAUCUACCAACAUCUCUGGCUAGCUGGGCUACCCAAAGCUGCUCGCCCUCUUCAUCGCCAAAUUCUCCUGGGGCGGACUAUUGUCAUCACUGAAAACCCGAAUGAACAUCUUGUGUGGGUCGCAACUCGCAUCUUUAUCAAGCCGUUGCCGGAAUGCAUCUUAUCCCACGACUUCUGGACAACAGAAGGGGCCGUGCUGCUACAACACCAGUCCUUACAUCGAUCAGCCUGUGGCUUACUCCUCUCAUACUGCUGGCUCAUUCGAGCUAAAUCCGAUUUGGGCAUCGCCCAAAACAAAGGACUCGUUCCCAAGUCGAUUACAUGGGAGGAAUGGGCCAGAUUUGCAACCGACAUUGUGACAAAUGUCGAGUUAGAUUCCCUCGAUGCGGUCUCGAAGCGCUACCACUUCGGAGAACUUCGUCUGACACGACUCAACCUGAUAUAUCGGGUCCUGAACAUAUUCUCGGCGCGUGUGAACAGACGAGUAUUCAUGUCAGAACCUUUGUGGACAAAAGCAUUCUUGGAGCGCAAUUUCGCCUGGAUCUUUUCGGUGUUUGCGUUCGUUUCGAUUGUGGCAGGUUCCAUGCAGGUCGGUUUGGGGACUGACUUGUUGCAUGGGGAUGUGUCUUUUCAACGUGCCUCUGUUGUCUUUACGGCUGGAAGUCUUCUUGCCGUAGUUUUAAUCAUUCUGCUCGUAGGGGCUAUCUGGGUGGGCUUGGCUGCUUAUCACAUCAUUCGAGCAAAGGAAAAUCUCAAAAUUGUGAGAAAGAGGCGAACUGAAGGCCAGAACAGCCGCAACAGUGUGUGA
This is a messenger RNA of Penicillium diatomitis, 996 nucleotides long. RefSeq lists its product as uncharacterized. Lineage: Eukaryota; Fungi; Ascomycota; Eurotiomycetes; Eurotiales; Aspergillaceae. Bases 1 to 996 code for a protein of 331 amino acids. The record is from RefSeq and is a predicted model, not a curated record. The transcript is spliced from 2 exons.